AUGUCAGACUGCUGGUCUUGGCCCGAUCCCCAGUGCCGACAUUCCCCAAGGGAGAUAGUAGUGAAACAACAGGCAGCCAGGCGCCGCAGCUCCCGCUCCCGCUCAUCCUGGCCCUGCUGCGCCUUCCACUGCCGCUCAGUAGCUGCUGCCAUGGAGGAUAAACUGCCGAGUGAUCUCUCUUCUGGUUUUUGUUUUGCUCAGCUGGGAGCCGAGAGUGCAGACAGCAUUGGCGCCGUGCUGAACAGCAAGGAGGAGCAGAGGGAGAUUGCCGAGACCAGGGAGGCCUGCAGGGCUUCCUACGAUACCUCUGCUCCAAAUGCCAAACGGAAGUCUCAGGAUGAAGGAGAGACCGACGAGGACAAAAUGGAAGAAUAUAAGGAUGAGCCUGAGAUGCAGCAGGAGGAGGAGAACCUGCCGUACGAGGAAGAGAUUUACAAAGACUCCAGCACGUUCCUCAAGGGAACACAGAGUUUAAAUCCCCAUAACGACUACUGCCAGCAUUUUGUAGACACUGGACACAGACCUCAGAAUUUCAUCAGGGAUGUAGGUCUGGCGGACAGGUUUGAAGAGUACCCCAAGCUGCGGGAGCUCAUCCGCCUGAAGGACGAGCUGAUAGCGAAGUCGAACACGCCGCCCAUGUACUUACAGGCGGAUAUCGAAGCCUUUGACAUCAGAGAGCUCACCCCCAAGUUUGAUGUGAUUCUUCUGGAACCCCCUCUGGAAGAGUAUUACAGAGAGACCGGCAUCACUGCCAACGAGAAGUGCUGGACUUGGGACGAUAUCAUGAAGUUAGAGAUCGAUGAGAUUGCGGCCCCUCGGUCAUUUAUUUUCCUCUGGUGCGGCUCUGGGGAAGGGCUGGACCUUGGGAGAGUGUGUUUACGCAAGUGGGGCUACAGAAGAUGUGAAGAUAUUUGUUGGAUUAAAACCAAUAAAAACAACCCUGGGAAGACGAAGACUUUAGAUCCAAAGGCUGUCUUCCAGAGAACAAAGGAGCACUGCCUCAUGGGGAUCAAAGGGACCGUGAAGCGCAGCACAGACGGGGACUUCAUCCACGCCAACGUCGACAUCGACCUGAUCAUCACGGAGGAGCCCGAGAUCGGGAACAUAGAGAAGCCCGUGGAGAUUUUCCACAUCAUCGAGCACUUCUGUCUGGGCCGGAGGCGCCUUCACCUGUUUGGAAGAGACAGUACGAUUCGGCCAGGGCCUUCGGUGACGGCGGAACGAAGACGCGUGAAUGCUGGGUAGUCCUGCAGGAAACACCAUGCAUUUGUGCGAUCCGGGUCGGGCUUUCGUAGAGG
Messenger RNA from Myotis davidii, 1298 nucleotides. RefSeq names its product methyltransferase like 14 (gene METTL14). Lineage: Eukaryota; Metazoa; Chordata; Mammalia; Chiroptera; Vespertilionidae. The record is from RefSeq and is a predicted model, not a curated record. Gene Ontology annotation, cellular component: RNA N6-methyladenosine methyltransferase complex; nucleus. The transcript has 11 exons. Gene Ontology annotation, molecular function: mRNA binding. Bases 1 to 1245 code for a protein of 414 amino acids.